GACAAGACCUGAACAAAGCACGAAUUUUGGCUAGACGCCUAUUUUUAUUUUGUUCCAAUUAUGAAAACAUAAACGUUUAUAAAAUAAGUGAGUAUGGUUGGGAAACGCUCAGUUGCCCAAACUGCUAAAAGAUUAAGACAUAAUCCAACAAUACGAAGACCGAAACGAAAUAUUCCUGUUAAAAGCAUAGAUGAUACUGUAGGAUUAUCAAAAAAAGAAGAAAAAGAAUUAAAAAAAGCUUUAUAUGCUUCUUUACAAGAAACCAAAUUAAAAGUAACUUACGCUUAUGAGACAGUUGUUGAUGGAAAGGUUGUCAGCACCUCUAGGAAUGAACCUCCACCCUCCGUUCCAGCCUUCGAAGAACCAUCUCCUAGAAUUUAUGUCUCAAGUACUGCUCCCAGUAUAGAUGAGAGUAGUCAAGACUCGGUGAAAUCCUACAAUAGCUCCUAUACGAAUACAACGUCUAUAUCAGAACCUAUCAGAACUAAAGUUCAUGCUCAACGUAAAUUUGCCCAGGGUUCAUUGCCAGUUACUCCAAGUACAACACCAGUGAAAUCUGUCACUUCACCAUUUAAACUCUUGCCGAAAACAGCCAAAACAGAAGAUUUUCUAACUUUCUUGUGCCUUAGAGGUACCUCCGUACUGCCACCCCAUUUAGAUUUUCUGAAUUUUUCAAGAGAAGAAUCAGGAGAUUCUCACUCAACAAGUCGAACAGACACACCCGCUGGUUCCAAUUCCUCGAAAAAUACCAAAGCAGGGGAAGUAACUAGGGAGUCGACGCCGGAGUCAUCUAGUGUCAGUAGUAAUGACGAACUACAGCAACUACGAACACCAUCUCCUAGUACCAGAAAUAGUGGUAUUAAUAGUGCCUUGAGAAAAGCAGCACGAGCCAGCGCUGGUACCCCAGAGACAGCUCGUGGUAUUGUGAGUCUGAGACAAGGUCUAUCUAGAAAGGUAUCAAGUCUGGCACAUACACCUUCACCUCAGCGGACACGACGCUCUCUAUGCACUCCAGAAAAAACACCCACGUCACGGGGUUCACAGACACGUAAGGGAAGCAGCACUGUAUCAUCUAGUCGUAGAGCAGGGGGUAAGAAAUCUCCACAUGGAACUUUUAAACCACUUGAACCUGCUGAUAAAAGGAAAUCUAAAGCUGGCAAAAGGGCGGACAACAAAGGCAAAGUAUUACGGGGACGUCAGCCAAUUGGCAGUUCAUCGUCAUAUCAUACCUCUGAUAACUUUUACGAAAACAUUUCCCGACAUUCUAAAGGUCGCAAACGUCGUUCAGAAAGUUCGGAAGACUAUAGUUGUAGACCAUCUUCUAAAAAAUUUCCCAAGAGACGGAGCAGUUCCAGAGUAAAAACUCUCACACAUUCCUUAAAUAAAAGAUCGAAACGUCAAAUCUUUGAAGACGACGAUGUGUUCUUUGAAAUUGAUGAGGCAGAUGACGACGACGAUCUUGAUUUUAUGACAAAGAAACGUGGACGACCAAAGGGAUCCAAAAAUAAGAAAGAUUUUGGCACAGGGAUGGCUACUAGAAGAUCAUCUGUAUCUUCAUCCUCUCAACCCGCAGAGAAGAAAAAAUCUUCUCUUUCAAAGUUGGCAGCAAAGAAAAAAUUAGCCGCUGUGAACACACUGAAGAAAUCUGCUAUGAAAGAUCAAUCUAAAUUGGCUAAUAUAAUUGAAAAACGUCGUCGACCUAGAUCUGGGGAUCUAACAGAUCAUGAAAAAGAACAAGUUACAACUAGUCCAAGUACGAGUAAGAGAAGUCCAGGGAAAUCCUCUCCUAGAUCAGCUAGUAAAUCAUCAGGUUCACCAAGAAGAUUAAGCAUUGCCUCUGAUAGAUCCAUUCAAUUUAAACCAUUCCCCUCCAUUAACCAGAAAGCUGAGAUGGUAGAUAUACCCAUAUUUUAUCCCACGGAACAAGAAUUUCGUGAUCCUAUAAGCUAUAUAGAAAGUAUUAAAUCUACAGCUGAACCAUAUGGAAUGUGUAAAAUAGUACCACCACCAAGCUGGAAGCCUGAAAGUCGAAUAAAUGAAGAUAUGCGAUUCACAGCACAAGUACAGUAUAUACACAAACUGUAUAAAAGAUGGGGACCGAAUGUAGAGAAAACAGCGUGUAUAUUAAAACACUUGAAACAUAUAGGAGUGGAAUAUGACUCCAUUCCUAAGGUUGGAAGUGUUGAAUUAGAUCUCGCAAGAUUAUCACAGACAAUACACGAACAUGGUGGCAUGCAAAAUGUUAUAGAUAAAAAAAAAUGGAUCAAAAUAGCCGAUAUUUUACAGCUUCCAAAAAAUGCUGUGGAUCGAGGUACAAAGAUAUUUGAUGCCUAUUGUAAAUAUUUAUUGCCUUAUGAUACACUGAGUACUGAAGAGAAGAAGAAAUUAAAACAACAAGUUUUAGCUGAUAAACAGAGGAUAGAACAAAUGAAUGAUGAUGAAGAAGGAAUUGUAAAGGGUAAAUCUAAUCCAUUAAGUACAUUUAUACGUGUAGCUAGAAAUGUUCAAUCCAUGUGGUAUAAAGAUGAACCUACAGCUGAACAAGUCGAGGAAGAAUAUUGGAAGAUAGUAGAAGAUGGUAAACAACAUGUAGCUGUACAAUGUGGACACGUUAAUACUAGAACACAGGGUACAGCUUUCCCUGCUAAACGAGAUAACCCAUAUUUUAGACACAGCUGGAACUUGAAUAACCUGCCACAAAAUUCUCAGUCUUUAUUAAAGGUGCUUGGUCCUAUUACAGGAACUACUAUUCCUACCCUCCAUAUUGGAAUGUUAUAUGCUACAUCUUGUUGGAGCUGUAACCCACAUAACCUGCCUUAUAUACAAUAUCUACAUUCUGGUGCUGAUAUUUUAUGGUAUUCUGUCCCGAAACAGUUAGAAGAUAAGUUUAAAGAGGCUAUGAUAGAUCUUACACCAAAUCUAAUUAGCGAUGAUCCUCAAUGGUUGAAAGAAGAUGUCGUUAUGGUAAAUCCUGAGUUAUUAACAGAGAAUGGUGUAUCGGUUGGUAGAUGUAUACAGAGAGCUAGACAGUUUAUAGUUAUAUUUGAUAAAUCCUAUACAGCAACCGUUAGCUGUGGCUAUAAUGUGUCGGAGUCAGCACACUAUGCUACACCAGAAUGGUUACCUUUAGGAAUGCAAGCUGCUCAGAUAUUAAAUGAGAGUUGUGAAAGAGAAUUAUUUUCAAUGGAUGCGUUGUUGUAUUUGCUAUCAACCAAUCAGUCUCUAGAUAAAGAAACCCUGUCUCUUACACUUGGUUACCUAGAGAAUGUUGUAACGGAAGAGAUAUCAUUAAGAAGACAACUAUAUGAUGCAGGUUUAAAGAUAUUUGAGAGAAUGGCCGUGACAGAUGAUGUGAUGAUGUCUGCGUAUCCAAGAAAACGAGCCCAAGAUUUAUUAGAUGCUGAUGAUAAUGUCUGUGAUAUUUCUAAAAAAAUCUGUUACUUAUCAAUGGUAACCAAUGAUGCUGAGAAGACAACUCUAUGUCCAAAAGAGGCUUUAAAAUAUCUUCAUAAAAAGAAGAGUUUAAAGUCGUGGCGAUUACUGUACAGAUAUACAGAUAAUGAGUUGAAAACUUUGGUGGAAAAUACGAGAAAAAGAUUAAUUGACGCUGGUGGCAAUACACCUGGUAAAAAACGUAGCGUGAAGAAAAUCUAAACACAUUUAUGGUGAUAUACUCAUAUUCUCAUGUGUAAUUGUUUAAUGAACAAUUGUAUUAUAACAUGUGUGUAAUGAACAAUUGUAUUAUAACUCAUGUGUAAUUGUUUAAUGAUACAAUUGUAUUAUAACACGUAUGUAAUGAACAAUUGUAUUAUAACACGUAUGUAAUGAACAAUUGUAUUAUAACUUAUGGGUUAUUAACAGUGUGCAUAAUGAACAAUUGUAUCAUAUUCUCAUGUGUUAUAAACCUUGUGCGUAAUGAACAAUUGUAUCAUAUUCUCAUGUGUUAUGAACCUUGUGCGUAAUGAACAAUUGUAUCAUAUUCUCAUGUGUUAUGAACCUUGUGCGUAAUGAACAAUUGUAUCAUAUUCUCAUGUGUUAUGAACCUUGUGUGUAAUGAACAAUUGUAUCAUAUUCUCAUGUGUUAUGAACCUUGUGUGUAAUGAACAAUUGUAUCAUAUUCUCAUGUGUUAUGAACCUUGUGUGUAAUGAACAAUUGUAUCAUAUUCUCAUGUGUUAUGAACAAUUGUAUUAUAACGUGUAUAUGAAAAUGGCAUUCGACACAAGUACAUUUUACUUUAUAACCUGUUGGUAAUUCACUCUGCUCAGAUUGUUAUGAUGAAUAACUGACCAUGGCCAGGCCCCGAGUUCACAAAGCAUUUUCAGACUUAAGUUAAGAGUUUACCCAACUUUCAAUCACUGUUUAUGAGAAAUAUCUUUGAUCAAGAAACACGCAACUUUGCACAUAGUUUCUUAUUGAUGAAUUUGAUACAUUAAAACAACAAAAGUUUUAUAAAGGGCUAUAUUUCAGUUAGAAUAAUGCAAAGAAUUUUUAGUAAAUUCUUAACUUAAGUCUGAGAAUGUUUUGUGAACUCAGGGCUAGACUAAUUCAAACUAUGUAAUUACACCCGCACUAAAGUACUGGGGGUUUAUUAACAAAAAUAUUUAAGCUAAAAUAUUUUAAGAAGCUGACUUAUCAUUGGUUUAAAUCAUAGUACAAAUUUUAACUCUUAACCAAUGAAAAACCUGCAUCCUUGAAAAAUGGUUAAAAUCCUAGUACAAAUUUUAACUCUUAAUGCUAGAUUCCCACUGUCAUACGAUGCUUUACGAUAGGUUGUUCCUAUUGAGUCCACGAUCUGGUGCAUGCACAUGCACAUGCUACGACUGACCUUGAUAGGAUCACCACAAUUACUCCACAAUUAAAACCACAAUUAAAAGUACGAUUUCAAUCGUAGCAACGUGACAAUGAGUAGGGUUGCCUGUCCAACCCCGUGGGUUUUCUCCGAGUCCUCCAGUUUCCUCCCACUGCUAAAGACCCCUACGCGCAAGCGAAUUAUUGAAAUAAAAUUAAACCAUAUGUUAGUCCCGAAAUGACCUUGUUUGUGUCGAGUGGACAUUAAACCCCAUUUCUCUCUCUCUCAAUCGUAGCACAAUCAUGAUAGUGGGAAGCUAGCAUUACCAAUGAAAAACCUGCAACCUUAAAAUAUGGUAAAGAUUUUUUAAAUAAAGCCCUGGGUCGUGCAUGUACCUUAUUUGAGCCAGCAGUAAUGGGUUAUGAUGAAGAUUUAGUGGAUUAGUGAAAAUUAUUGGAUGAAUGGAAAUAUUUAUGGAGGGCAAAUACAGAGAUUUAUUUUAUAUUAUGUGGUGAAUAUAUUUUGUGUGUUAUAAGUUUUGUAUGUUUAAAGUUGUUAAAUAUUUUACGGAUAAAAAUGUUUGUGAUUUUGUUAAGUAUAUGAUGUUAUUUGAGUGUUACAUGGGAUGUUAAAUCAGUGUUAAUUUGUUAAAUGGAUAAUAUGGGUGACCUGUGACAGCAAAAUGAGCCGGAAGUCCCAAGUCAUCGUUUACCAUAUAUGAACAAAAAUGUCGAAAUAGGAUAAAAAUAUAUAAAAAAAAAUAAUUAGUUUGCUUUAUUUCUUAAAUCUAAACUUUUACCAUAUUUUAACAUUUUUGUUCAUAUAGUCAAAGAUUACGGAUUACAUAUUAUAUUAUAUUUAUAUAGGAAUGACGUUUUAUGGUUCGCUAUAAGUCCAAUAUAAGUUAUAUUAAAAGGGGACUUGCCAUUAUGUAGGUUAUAUUAAAGGGGACUUGCCAUUAUGUAGGGUAUAUUAAAGGGGACUUGCCAUCAUGUAGGGUAUAUUAAAGGGGACUUGCCAUCAUGUAGGGUAUAGUAAAGGGGACUUGCCAUCAUGUAGGGUAUAUUAAAGGGGACUUGCCAUUAUGUAGGUUAUAGUAAAGGGGACUUGCCAUUAUGUAGCUUAUAGUAAAGGGGACUUGCCAUCAUGUAGGUUAUAGUAAAGGGGACUUGCCAUCAUGUAGGUUAUAUUAAAGGGGACUUGCCAUCAUGUAGGUUAUAUUAAAGGGGACUUGCCAUCAUGUAGGUUAUAUUAAAGGGGACUUGCCAUUAUGUAGGGUAUAUUAAAGGGGACUUGCCAUUAUGUAGGUUAUAUUAAAGGGGACUUGCCAUCAUGUAGGGUAUAUUAAAGGGGACUUGCCAUUAUGUAGGACACCAACAACCGUGAAACCCUGGUGUUUUUAUAUGCCCAUAUUUAGACCAGAGGUGGUCAACCCUUUACAUACCAUGCACCAAGUUGUUCAAAAACGCCAACACGUAUUGAAUUGUUACGGGGCGAUAGCAGAACAAAAGUCCAUCUUUUUUAGUUUGAUUCGCAGGAGUUAGUUGGCCAAAUGGUUAACACGUGAACGUUGGAUAAUAAGGUCUGUCAUUGAGUCAGGGGGAUGGGGGGGGGGUCUAAUCCAUGUUAGCGUGAAGAAGAUAUCUUUUGUUAAGUUUUAGUUUGAAACGAUGUCGUAUAUUAUAUCAUCUAUUGUUUAUAUAUUUUCUGUUUUAUUAUCAAACAUGUUUUUCUCAUCUUUUCCCUAUAUUUCAUUGUAGAUAACCUUUUAUAGUAACUGGAUAAAGCGAUAAACCAUAACACAUACUUAUAGAAAAACAACGACUUAUUUAUUUGGCGAUGUUUUGAAGACUAUUCUCUCAACGUUAUCAAUACUCUUCGAAAUGUCACCCAAAUAAAAAACAAGUCGCUGUUUUUCCAUAAGUAUGGUUUAUAGUUUAUUGUUCAUUGUAGAUGUUUUUGUCAUUUUAUUUUCUCUGAUCUUUGUUUUCGUGUGUAAUUUAUUGCAGGGUUUAUUUUAGUUGAACAUAUUUUUUUUAGCUUUUUUCCCAAAGUUUUUCAUGAAAUCCCUUCCUUUGUUUUUCUCUUGUUUCCUGUAUCAUGCUUUCUGCCAUUUAUUAUAUGGCCAUACCAGUUUAAUUUUUUAUCCCACUCAAUUGUUGUGUGUGAUGUUUUUUUGUUAAAAUUUUAUAACUAAAAGUUUUUGAGGAAAGCAACUAAGUAAGUUUUGUUUUUAAAUAGGUUUUCUAUUCUGAAGAAAUUUGAGGGGGAUUGGAUGGCUGAAUGGUUAGCGUGAGAGCGCUGCAUCAUAAGGUCUGUCAUUGAGUCAGCCGGCGUGGUUUCGAUUCCCCGGUUGUAUGUGACAAGGAGUAGGGUCACCUGUCCAGCCUCAAGGGUUUUCUCCGGGUCCACGGGUUUCCUCCCACUGUUAAAGACCCCCCAUGCGCAAAAAUAAUGUUAUAAAAACAAACAAAAAUUAUCUUUGAGUUCCAAAUAUUUAGGUUUUGAAAUUUUAACAAAACAUCGCACACAAGAUUGGGUGGUUUAUUUAUUGAUCAAUACCCCAGAGAAAUAAAAUUUAAAUUGGUCUGGCCUAAGAUUUGAAUAUAAAAGGGAGUGUUGUUGGCCUUUUAAAGGCAUUAAAAGGUAAAUUAAAAUUGAUGUGCAAGAACUCUGAUUAGAAUAAUUCCAAUAAUAACUGAUAUAUUUUAAUAGAAACUGCUCUCGGUUUGCUAACAGUACAAUUGUUUUUGAAUACCGGUAAUUGAUUUAUACUUGUUAUCAGUUGCAAUAUAAAUGUCUGACUGAAAUGAGACCAAAACAUUUUAAAUGAUUUUAAAUUUUAAAAGUUCUAUGUUUUUAUGAAUUGUCCACCUGCCGGUCCUUAUUAUAGGCCUAACAACUUUGUUUUUUUCUGUGGCAUACAUGUGUAUGUAGUAGACCCACUUUAGGCCUAGGCUACUAAUAUAUAUGUUAAAUUGAACAUGUUAAUAUUCUGUUAUUGUUCUUCUUAUUUCUUAGGGGAAAAGACUAAUUUAAAACCAAAAUUAUUUGGUUGUUCUGUUCAAAAGCUUUUAGUUCCAAAUUUUUAAUUUCUGAAAUUUUAAACAAAACCUCUUUCACUUGAUUUAAGUGGCUUAUUAUUUAUCAAGACCCCAGAGAACAGAAAAUCAAAUUGGUUCGGCCUAAAAGCCGUUAAAUCUAAUCCAUUUUUUAAGAUCAUCCAUCAUGCUUUAUCCCAUUUUAAUCCCAUCAUCCUAUUUAUAAAGAAAAUAACUUUACAUGAUCUUUUAAGGAAACAAAUUUAAACAUUUUAUAAUCAGGGUUAUCAUUCUUUUAUUUUGUCUUUCAUCGGUCUAAAGUUUGUACCUUUUUUAUGUUUUAUUAAAUUUAAAUG
Patella vulgata (common limpet) is the source of this 8187-nucleotide messenger RNA. Its product is annotated as protein Jumonji. The transcript has 22 exons. Gene Ontology annotation, cellular component: nucleus. Gene Ontology annotation, molecular function: DNA binding; histone demethylase activity. NCBI's taxonomy places the organism in Eukaryota, Metazoa, Mollusca, Gastropoda, Patellidae. The record is from RefSeq and is a predicted model, not a curated record. Gene Ontology annotation, biological process: chromatin remodeling. Bases 94 to 3654 code for a protein of 1186 amino acids.